Messenger RNA from Limulus polyphemus (Atlantic horseshoe crab), 423 nucleotides. RefSeq lists its product as uncharacterized. NCBI's taxonomy places the organism in Eukaryota, Metazoa, Arthropoda, Merostomata, Xiphosura, Limulidae. The record is from RefSeq and is a predicted model, not a curated record. Bases 1 to 423 code for a protein of 140 amino acids. The transcript has a single exon.
AUGGGCAUCGUGUGUGAGGAGUUAUGCUGGCUACAAUCCAUUGUUCAGAGGUUGCUGUUCUGUGAGGAGUUAUGCUGGCUACAAUCCAUUGUUCAGAGGUUGCUGUUCUGUGAGGAGUUAUGCUGGCUACAAGCCAUUGUUCAGAGGUUGCUGUUCUGUGAGGAGUUAUGCUGGCGACAAGCCAUUGUUCAGAGGUUGUUGUUCUGUGAGGAGUUAUGCUGGCGACAAACCAUUGUUCAGAGGUUGCUGUUCUGUGAGGAGUUAUGCUGGCGACAAGCCAUUGUUCAGAGGUUGCUGUUCUGUGAGGAGUUAUGCUGGCGACAAGCCAUUGUUCAGAGGUUGCUGUUCUGUGAGGAGUUAUGCUGGCGACAAGCCAUUGUUCAGAGGUUACUGUUCUUAGGGCGAGGGGGUGCCAAGAUUUAG